Ruditapes philippinarum (Manila clam) is the source of this 3390-nucleotide messenger RNA. RefSeq lists its product as uncharacterized. The transcript has 8 exons. Gene Ontology annotation, molecular function: protein binding. Lineage: Eukaryota; Metazoa; Mollusca; Bivalvia; Venerida; Veneridae. The record is from RefSeq and is a predicted model, not a curated record. The coding region runs from base 532 to 1365 and encodes 277 amino acids.
UUUUGGAUAGGUUUAAAUGUGGAUAUAUCUUAACAUAAACGUUGAAGCUUAUCUAAAUUUCAAAAGAUUUCCUAUUACACUGUAACAAUACUAUUUAACGCCAAUAGUUACAUUAAAACACACGCCGUGCUUCAAUGACCUAAACAUUGGAAGACGAAGUUUAGUAUUCGAAAUAUAAUACCGCCUAUUGAUUGAUUUAUUUCAUUGUAAAAUUAUUUACUUUGAAGGAUUCGCAUAGAAAAUUCGGCAUUUACAGCAUGGAUGAAAGCUUAUUUUUGUAUUUGAUAUAACAUGUUGAGAUAAACAAGUGUUAAAUUUUGCUGUGAUCGACUCAGAUAAAGAAGGAAUUAGAAGUACAAAUAAUUAGAUUUCGCGAUAUAUCUUUUAUAGUUACCUAAUUAAUUAUGAAUUAAACGAGCUCUUUGAAACAGAAGUAAAACCAUGUAAAAUGGUAUAAAAAUUGUGUGGUAAAUAUGACGACAUUGUGUGAUGUUUUAUUCCUAAUUGAGAUAUUAUUUCGGUGAAAAUAAUAUGUGGAAUAUUCAACAGUCUCUCCAUUGUAAAUGUUUCAUUCUCAAAAACAUUUUCCUGUACACAGUUAUAAUGGCAAUAAUAAGAACGUCAGAGGCUUGCGGAUCAUACAUAAAGAUAGGUAGCGGCGAUACAAGAACUUUAUCAUCCGGCAGCCCAUAUGGAACAUACCUUCAUUGUUUGUGGUGGAUAGAAACUGACACCGGAAGUCAACUGUCUCUGAACAUUACGUCAUAUGAGGGAGACUAUAAUUACGGACGAUGUGGGGAUUAUAUCAUUAUUAGCAACAGUGACACAGAGGGUAUAUUAGACUCGCGGUCAAACUCGACAGGCAACUGUACGUCAUUAACGAAUCAUUUAGUUACCGCGUCAGCAAGCUGGUUACGUGUGCAAUUUUAUAGUGAUGGUAUAACCAGCACUUCCGGAUUUACUGGCCAUAUUUCAUCAACUUAUGUAGGAUCAUCUAUAACAGAUGUAGCAAAUCCAAUUGUAGCAUGUAAAUCUUUCGAGUUAGAAUGUUCCAACAAAGUAUGCAUGACGUUGUCGUAUCGAUGUGACGGUUUUAACGAUUGUGGCUGUGACAAAGACUGUGACGAAUCAGGGUGUGAGGGAUUGUCACUAGGAAAGUAUGAAAUUAUGCUCAUAGGUGGACUCAUGGGAUUAGCCUUAUUUAUGAGUUUCUUUAUAUUUGCCUUUUGGUACGAAUCGUAUUUACGCCGGAAAACGCUAAUGGCUGACCCGGAAGCCCAAGCUGAGUUGCAAAGGAAAAAGGCAGAAGAGAAACGGAAAGCUGCGUACAAAAAAGCCGCAAAAGAGAAGAAAGGUCGGCGGUAGAUGACACUGUUAUGGAAACUGCACAAGAUACGCCACUAACUUGCACGUGUUACAACGACACACUCCACCCUACCUAACAUUUCCCCAUCUCAUCGUGUGUGUUUUAUGUUUUCACGUUUUGCAUAAAAUCUGCAGGGAAAUGACAUUAGCGCAAAAAUAAAUUGGAGCAAGGGUCGGUCAAAAUGUAGUUGUCAAAAUAAACUGUAGUUGCCUCUAUGUAAAUCAGGGUCCGUAGAAAGUGAUUAUGAGCGUUUAUUAAUCAACCGCAUUGCAUUGUAUAUUAAGAUUGAUUUAUUUAGAUUUGUUGAUUGAAACAUGACGCGUGUGCAUUGUUUGUUUUAUUGAACCAUUUUAUGAAAUGUAGAUGGAACAUACAUAAUUUGCAUAAAUUUAGAUAAAAAAUGUUACAAAAUAUUAAAAUUUGGCUCAUAUUUAUGAAUUACUGUUAUAAUUAGAUCGCAACAUUUUUUUGUAUGGAUGCAAUUUAAGAUUACUUUAGGAUAGAGAAAUUCCAGCGGAUUGUGUGAUUGAUUUAUUUAUUUGACAAAUUGUGAUCUCAUCCAUCUUUUUAAGUUUUUUAGUUUCUUGAUAGAAAAUUACAUUGUACGUAUUGUCAUGUAUUCUUAAUAUGAAUAAGGAAAAUAAAUGAACAGGGAAACAGUUUUUCCUGAAUAUGUGUACACCUGUUUAGAAUGAAAGAGAGACAAAUGAUUUUUUUAGAUUUAUUUCUUUGAAUUAUGUAUAAAAUGCCACAUUUUCUUUACUUUGUUCACUAUUCAUGUAUAUUGUUCAUUUUAAUUGUAAGUCUAUCAAUUCAAGCUAUUGGUGUCUUAUAGUUGCCAUUUUAAUUAAACGCCAACAAAAAGAUUUAGAAUCGUGGCAUUCAAGGAAAUCAUCGGUAUAUGGCAUCAUCAUGACAAUGUUAUUUAUUUUAUUUCGAAGUUUUGACAAUGUUACCAUUAUGAUACUUUUUCGAAGCAUUAAAGAUAAUGGCGCAGUGAUGUUUUGUAAAGAUUUCUUUGAUAGAAUUGAAAAAAAAGAUAAUAAAUUUCAUGCAUUGUUUGAAGACAAUAUAAACUUCACGACAACACAUUUUGUGUCAAUUAUGCAAAAAAUUACCAUAUGUAAAUAAACGUGAAUUGCUGAGGAAAUGAAACUUAUUUCUUCUUAAUUAUCAAGUUAUUAAUACAUUGUAUUUUUUUGCAGAUAUGAAUACAUAAACGUUACAAAUGUGUCUUUUGUAUCAUUCUUAAGUAUACAAAACAGUGAUAUCACUUUUCAAAUGAAUAUUUUAUUGAAAUUUAGCCGACAAUUCAAUAUCAGAUUUAGUAUAUAUCAAAAGGAAACUCGACAAACGAGUUCUCAAUUAUAGUCAUUUGACAAAUCUUUGUCAAAUUCAAGAAAUAUCAAACUUAAUUGACAAUAUACUAGUACCUUGAGAUAACCAUUAUUUAUUUUAAAGGCUCAUUAUGCCUCAGAAAUGAUUUUUUUUAUCCUUUAUUGACAAUGCAAAACAUGAAUUUUUAACACUUUUAAUAAUGGUUUUAGAACAUUUUAGAUGCCUUUCUCCUGAAGAAAGUAGCACUGGAUGUUAAAUUCUCUGUCAUACAUGUAAAAGAAGCAAAAUGAAAACAAAUUAGUAUUUUGACUUCCAUUUUAAAAUACCAAAAAAAUGUAUUUUUACUAAUUGCCAGAAAUGCAACAGAUGCAAAAUAUUGUUUAUGUAUUUGGCAAAUUAGUAACCUUUUUGAAAACUAUGACAGGACAUGAAAAAUAGAAAAGAUUUUGAAAACUGAAAAUAAAAGCAUUUCUGGGGCAUAAUUGGCCUUUAAAGUCAGGGUCAUAAUAUUUUUCUCAUGUAAUGUUAUAUGUAUUACUUUAUGUUUAUAUAUUGUUAUUGCAUUUUUAUGCCGAAAACUUGUUUAAAUUGCAUGUGAGAAUUUUGAUUGGCUAUAAAGUCGUGUAAAUACUGGUGCUAAUCAAUCUCUACAUGCACAUGUAUUAAAUCAGUUUUGUUUCUAUAAA